Molecule: messenger RNA, 711 nt
Organism: Caenorhabditis remanei
Lineage: Eukaryota; Metazoa; Nematoda; Chromadorea; Rhabditida; Rhabditidae
Exons: 2
Coding region: 1-711 (236 amino acids)
Biological process (GO): polysaccharide biosynthetic process
Cellular component (GO): membrane
Source: RefSeq, a predicted model, not a curated record
AUGAUACUGGGUAGUAGUACAAUGGCUAAUCUAGCGCCGUUGAUACAGGAUGAAUGUGGUGCAAAGGCCAAGGAAAUUUCUCAAGUGACAUUUCCAUUUUGUGAGCCUGUUUUUCCCACUCAAAGUUGGCACUGUACGAAACAAUUCGGCGAGUAUCGAGAAGCGGUUCGUGAUGAGAAACCAGAUUAUCUUAUAAUAGGAGGCCGUUUUAACAGUAUGGGGGACCCACUAGCAGAGAACAUUACAAAUAUCGAUUUUGACCCGAUUCUUGCUGUUGCUAAAGAUCAAUUACAAGAAUUUAUGAAAUACGUUUCAAAAAAAAUUAUACUUCUGCACGCUUUUCCAAGACCAGUCAUUGAAGAAGUAGAGAAGCUUGCACAACACUUCAGAGAAAAAAUGACGCCUGCUGAAAUAGAUGCAAGUUUGAACUUCAUUGUAUUUUACCAAGUUUUUCGUUUUCAGAAACUUGUCGUCGAUUCAUUCGAGAACGGAUACAAUAUAGCAAAACAGAGAUAUGAUAUAUUGCUGAAAGAAUGCGGUGCGAAGUGCGAUUACAUAGAUUACACAAAAAUUUUCCAUAAUCCCAAAACGAAUACAGUUCGAUAUUUCAACGAUAUUGGAUUGAGUUACUUUACGUCAGGCCUUCAUUUGACACCUAUUGCGUUGGAAAUCGCUCGACCGGAUAUCAAGGAAUUAUGCACAAAGUUGUGA